Molecule: messenger RNA, 1501 nt
Organism: Moneuplotes crassus
Lineage: Eukaryota; Ciliophora; Spirotrichea; Euplotida; Euplotidae
Source: the annotation of a GenBank genome assembly
AGUGUAUGAGCAAACUCCAGCUUUUUAGCGACAAUGAGUCCGAAGAACAUUUCGAGGACCAUCAUGAAGAAGAGAAGGAAAUCGAUUCGAGGUUCCACAAGACACAACUCGAAGGAGUUGAGGGUCAAGUCCUCUUACAAAUGCAGAAGAAUUUCAAAGGCGAUAACCGGUUUAAACUUGAUGAUAGGUUUGCUGGGGAUAUCGACUUAUCCAAGAAUAAACUUUCCAAAACAGUUCUAGGUACAAUGUCUAAAAGAGAAGUGAACAUUGUUGCACAAAAGAAAGUAGAAGAUGAAGCACAGAAAAUCUUUGAGUCUAAAAUUGACACACUUGAGAAAACUCGAAAGAGAAAGAAAGUAGGCGAAAAGGAAGAAGUCAAUAUUGAAACAGAGAAGGAUAAGGCCUUCACUCUCUUGUCACAAAUUGUUCCUGCUUCUGAGGUAUUCUUUAAGCCAUCUAAAGGGUCUGACUCCCGUCAUAAGACAAUGACCAUUAAGAGGUUUAAUCCUCGGAACAUUGCAAACUGUAAGCACCUCCUGAAGCCUCAGGAGGAGCCUGUUGCAUCUGCUAAGGAACAGGAUAAGCUACGAAUAAUGGAUUCUUCUGAGUGGGAACAUAAUAAGCCUGAGAUAAAUACCGAAGCACCAGUAGUUGAAGGUCCCAAAGUUGUAGAAAUUAGUUCCGAAUGGCAAAACAUUUCUAAGAAGCAGAAAAAAGAAGAAAUAAAGCAAGACAGUGAUGACUUCGUGCUUGAUUUUGGUGAUGGAGACAAUAGCGGAGGUUUUGGUUUAUUACUGGGAAAAGAGAUCGAAAACGAACCCAAAAAUAUUAAUGAAAUGGAGGAGAAAGAUAUUAAAGAAGAACCAGGAAAAGCUGAGAAAAAGGCAAAGAAAACCAAGAAAGCUAAAAAGGAGAAAAAGCAAAAGAAAACUCAAGAAAGUGAUGAAGAAGAUGAUGAAGAGAAGAAAGAAAAGAAAGACAAAAAGGAGAAGAAAGAAAAGAAAUCGAAGAAAGAGAAGAAAGAUAAAAGCAUUGCAAAAAUUGAUGAAGAAAUCGUAAAGAAUGAUUCUAAUAUGAAUAACUCUCAAAAGGAUGUUAAGACUCUACAGAAAAAUGCUACUCAACCAGACAACAUUGAAUCUACAACAAAAAGCCCUGCUGCACCUCCCAAGGAAGAUACAGCAGCUGAUUCAAAGCAAAAUUCCCAAAGUAAGCCCAAAUCUGCUCCUUCUAAAACUCCUGAAGAGAUAGCAGAUUUCUUACAGAAAAAGAAAGCUAAGAAGCGUGAAAAAUAAAAGGAGAAGAAAGCUUCGUACAAAAAUGGAAAACUUAAGUGAGGACCAAAUGGUUGCUCAUUACUCACAAAAUUACGGUGCCACUGAAGAAAAGGCGAAGGAAUAUGUCAAGUUGAUGAUGCUUGUACGAGAUUACAAAAAGGGAAAAAAACAGAAAAAGUCAAAAUAGAGCCAAACCUAGAUUAUAAUUUACAAACAGAUCGUUA